AGGAAGACGACUGGGAUUGUUGUGUUACAGGUGAGAGUCCCAACCAACCAUCUGCCAGUGAAUAUAGUCCCUCUUCAUCGGAAGAUCCAGAACAUUCCGAAUCCGAAGAUCCAGAACAUUCCGAAUCCGAAGAUCCUGAACAUUCCGAAUCGGAAGAACCUGUACAACGACGAGCGAAACGCAAAACUCAGACUCACAGCUGCCUAGCGUGUGGGAGGAAGUUUGUCUCCUUGUACACACUAAGGAGACACCAGAACAGAACACACACAGGAGAGGAGACGGAGAAGAUAAAAAGACAGAGUCCUGCUUCAGGAGAACCUGAACAACAGAAGAGGAAACGGGGAGUCAGGAAGACCCACUCCUGCCCCGAGUGUGGGAGACACUGCCCAUCGUUAUCAGCACUGAAGGUCCACCAGAGAAUCCACACCGGAGAGAAGCCUUACCUCUGCUCUGAGUGUGGGAAGGGCUUCACUUAUCAAAGUAGCUUGAGAUUACACCAGAAGAAAGACUCCGCCGACAAGGUGACCUGCUGCUGUGGACAAGAGUUCUCCUCAAAGUGCGUUCUGGAGGUUCACUUGAAGACGGACACGGGAGCCAAGCCUUACACCUGCUGUGUGUGUGGCAAAGGGUUCGGUAAAAAAGAACGGCUAAAAGAACACCAGCGAUCCCACACAGGAGAGAUGCCUUACUCUUGCUCGUUCUGUGGCAAGGGUUACUACCAAAAACCAGCUUGGAAAGCCCACGAGCGAACGCACACAGAGGAGAAGCCCCUGUGCUCCGUGUGCGGACGGACCUUCUCUAAUAAGACUACGUUAAAAGUCCACCAACGAACACACACGGGAGAGAAGCCUUUCCUCUGCUCUGAGUGUGGCAAGGGCUUCCUCAGUAAAGCAUACCUGACGACCCACCAGCGAUUCAACUGUUCCGGGGGAGAAGAACGACGGCGAGCGAAGAGGUUUCACAAGUGUCCGGACUGUGGGAAGGAGUUCACACAAGCAAACAAACUGGAGAGACACAUGAGAACACACACAGGAGAGAGGCCUUACCAGUGCUCUGUGUGUGGGAUGAGGUUCAACCAGAAAGGGAAUCUGAAAACACAUUUUAAAGUGCACACAGGAGUGGAUCCCAGUUUAGUGGCUGACAUGGAGACUCCCUCUGAACAACCUCGGGACAACAGACGUAAAGCUGGGAGGCCACAACGCUGCCUCCAUCAGCAUGACGAGGAGGGAACCCAAAACCUACCGGCACCACAAACCCACCACCUCCCGGCACCACAGAGAGAGGGAACCCAAAACCUACCGGCACCACAAACCCACCACCUCCCGGCACCACAGAGAGAGGGAACCCAAAACCUACUGGCACCACAAACCCACCACCUCCCGGCACCACAGAGGGAGGGAACCCAAAACCUACCGGCACCACAAACCCACCACCUCCCGGCACCACAGAGAGAGGGAACAUCCCACCACAUCUCGGCACCACAGAAACCCACCGUGUCCCUCAGGGGAGAAAAACACUAUCUCUGCCCUGAAUGUGGCAAGACUUACACCCGGGAAUACGACCUCCGAGUCCACCUCAGAACGCACACGGGAGAGCGACCGUACCAGUGCGAUGAAUGCGGAAAGACCUUCGUUCGGAAACAAGGGCUCCGUCAACACCGGCGGUCACACGCUCCCAAGCCCAUGGGACCGACCCGUCAGUUAGGCAGACCCGUCAGCAUGGGUUCCAGUAGCAGGAGACCGAACCAAUCAUCACCCAGGAUGGGGAGCUCCAAGCAGCAGUUGCCCAGGGUUGAUAAAGCCACACCUCCGUUCUCUAGUGGAGAGAGACCCAUGCCCUUCCACACAGUGGAGAGACCCAUGCCUUUACAUCGGGUGGAGAGACCCAUGCCGUUACCAGACAUGGAGAGAGAACACUGGCAGUACUGGCAUCUUUAAACUCCACGGCUAUGGUCUGCAUCCUAUUCCCUAUGUAGUGCACUGCUUCUGACCAGGGCUCAGUGCACUAUAAAUGGAAUAGGGUGCCAUUUUGGACAUUGCAUGUCUCUCAUGACUACACAGAACUGUUAUUUUUGCUUCCGUUUGUGUGUGUGUGUUGUUGCUUCCUCAUUUAUGGUCAGUAUAAUAAUCGUUACCGCCGAGCGAGAUAAUCUUGCCAACUGUAGUUAUAGUAACAUACAUAUUUUUUAAAUCAACAAAAAAAUUAAGCGAUUGCAUUUUCGUCCAUUCUAGUGUUUAAAAAAAAAAAUAUAUAUCUAAAUAUGUUAUUUGACUUAUUGAAGCUGUGAUGAUGCAACAAUAAGAAUCCACAGAGACGUACGUGUCAUAAUGCUACAGUAUCAAACGGUCGGCCCUUUUUCUAUAUGCCUUAUAACAUUACAUUUUGAUUUCAUUGACAGUAUAAGCAGAGAUGGCAUCUGUUGUCUUUACACUUCAACCCGUGUGUGUGUGUGUGUGUGUGUGUGUGUGUGUGUGUGUGUGUGUGUGUGUGUGUGUGUGUGUGUGUGUGUGUGUGUGUGUGUGUGUGUGUGUGUGUGUGUGUGUGUGUGUGUGUGUGUGUAGUGUGUGUGUGUGUUGCUUCCUCAUCUGUGAUCAGUACAAUAAAGUCUGCUGUAUUGUGUAAGAUAAU
Molecule: messenger RNA, 2628 nt
Organism: Oncorhynchus gorbuscha (pink salmon)
Lineage: Eukaryota; Metazoa; Chordata; Actinopteri; Salmoniformes; Salmonidae
Product: zinc finger protein 782-like
Exons: 3
Coding region: 681-1937 (418 amino acids)
Biological process (GO): regulation of DNA-templated transcription
Molecular function (GO): RNA polymerase II cis-regulatory region sequence-specific DNA binding; DNA-binding transcription factor activity, RNA polymerase II-specific
Source: RefSeq, a predicted model, not a curated record